CGAGGGCGGAAGAAAGAGAAAUCAUUUCUCCUUCCCGAGUCCGCAUGGCCCACUCACCUGGAAUUUGUUACUGACUCUGCCGUAGCAACCAACUCCCUCCUCCACUAUCCCGUUUUGCAGUUGUCUCCAUUUUGUCUACACUUCCCCUCCCCCGACUGUCGGUCCUCUCAUUGAUCAAAUUACCACUCGACAGGAUCAGGCAGCAUCAUGUCUUCUCCAGCGCCUAAUCGUCGCAGAGGUCGCUCCGCCAGGGAUUCGACCAUUUCCUCCCCUGCCCGCUCAACCCGCUCAACCAGAUCUCAACAACAACCUCAGACCAGCAGUCCUCCUCCCAGAGAUGAUCAUUCGCAAACCACUCCCCGCGCAUCUAGGCGGUUACGGGGUGAAGGCCCUGUUCCAUCGUCGUCGCCGAUGUUUUUUCAAUCUUCUCCUAUGAAGGGAAACAGCAGCAGCGCAGAGACCCCGGAUCUCAGAAUGGAAGAGCCUAGCUCACCGGUCAGAGCAUCUUCGACAAUGGACGAUGGUGAAACCACACCUCGAGGAAAUGCUGCUGCUAUCAGAGAUUCAUCUCCCAUUCGCUAUGUCUCUAGCUCCAGCCCAACCCGUUCUCUCGGUCGCCGGGCGGAGCGGUCCGAUAUUCCCAGCAGUAGUAGCGGCCUUUUUGUGUCGUCUCGUUCGGUCACAGAUGGCAACCGGGGUGUCUCCCGUCGCAAUGACCUCCAUUCGGGCGGGUUUGGAUCAACCCCAAGUCGCCGCCGCAGAAUCUUCGUCGACGCCAAUGGUGUGCCCACCACUGAUGCUGAGCCGCGCUCUGACGCAACCUUCUCCAACAUUCACCCCGAUACAUCCGAAGCGGAAGCUCUCGGUGGCAGCUCGACUCGUGUGAUUUGGGGUACCAACAUCUCCAUUCAAGACUCUAUGUCCGCUUUCAAAAACUUCAUCUACAAUUUCGCUACCAAGUAUCGCCUCUGGGCAGAAGGUGCAUCCGAGGACGAAACUCGGACAAUGGGAAAGGCUGCAGAAGAGAGGGAAUAUAUUACCAUGCUGAACACAAUGCGCCAGCUCGGUGUCACCAAUCUCAACCUGGACGCAAAGAACCUCAAAGCAUACCCUUCGACGCUCAAGCUAUGGCAUCAGUUGCACGCAUAUCCACAAGAAAUCAUCCCUCUAAUGGAUCAAACUGUCAAGGAUGUUAUGGUGGAGCUCGCAAGCAAGGAGAUGCAGCGGCAACGGAGCCACAACCGGUCCCACCAGUCAAGAGAUCUGAGUUCCGCACCUGCCGUUCCCAGCUCCGAUGCACUCAUGAGUGAUGCUGGCCGAGCCCCGCAGACUGAAAUCCAAGACCUCGUCCAGGAAGUUGAAUCUAACUCCUACAAAGUCAUGCCUUUUGGACUUGACUCUGCAGUCAAUAUGAGAGAUCUUGACCCUGCUGACAUGGAUAAGUUGAUCAGCAUCAAGGGUCUGGUCAUCAGAACCACCCCUAUUAUCCCUGACAUGAAAGAGGCUUUCUUCCGCUGCCAAAUCUGUAACCAUAGUGUCCAGGUCGACAUCGAUCGUGGUAGGAUUGCAGAGCCUGCUGAAUGUCCCCGUCCUAUCUGCAAGGCCAAGAAUUCGAUGCAGAUUAUUCACAACCGCUGUGCCUUUGCCGACAAGCAGGUGAUCAAACUCCAAGAAACCCCCGACAGUAUUCCUGAUGGUCAAACGCCCCACUCCGUCUCUCUAUGCGUGUACGAUGAGCUUGUCGAUGUCUGCAAAGCGGGUGACCGUGUUGAAGUUACUGGUAUUUUCCGAUGCAAUCCUGUUCGCGUGAAUCCUCGUCAGCGGACACAGAAGGCCCUCUUCAAGACCUAUGUGGACGUCUUGCACGUGCAGAAGAUCGAUCGCAAGAAGUUGGGUAUCGAUGCGUCGACUGUUGAACAAGAGCUUUCGGAACAGGCCGCUGGGGACUCUGAGCAGACACGCAAGAUCACGGCUGAGGAGGAGGAGAAGAUCAAGCGAACUGCCACCCGGCCGGACGUCUACGAACUGCUGUCUCGUUCCCUGGCACCCAGUAUCUACGAGAUGGAUGAUGUCAAGAAAGGAAUCUUGCUCCAGAUGUUUGGAGGCACAAACAAGACUUUUGAAAAGGGAGGUAACCCGCGCUACCGUGGCGACAUCAAUAUCUUACUCUGCGGUGACCCCUCGACGUCCAAAUCGCAGCUUCUUCGUUACGUCCACAAGAUCGCCCCGCGCGGUGUCUAUACCAGCGGUAAGGGUUCCUCGGCCGUCGGCCUUACAGCUUAUGUGACCCGUGAUCCCGAGACCCGCCAGAUGGUUCUUGAGUCUGGCGCCUUGGUUCUCUCUGACGGUGGUAUCUGCUGCAUUGAUGAAUUUGAUAAGAUGAAUGAGUCGACGCGAUCAGUUCUGCACGAAGUGAUGGAGCAGCAAACUGUCUCGGUUGCCAAGGCCGGUAUCAUUACCACACUCAAUGCUCGAACCAGUAUCUUGGCCUCGGCCAACCCCAUCGGCAGUCGCUACAACCCCAACCUUCCCGUUCCCCAGAACAUUGACUUGCCGCCUACUCUUCUUUCUCGAUUCGACCUUGUGUAUCUCGUUCUUGAUCGGACCGAUGAGCAGGAAGACCGUCGGUUGGCCAAGCACUUGGUGAACAUGUACCUGGAAGACAAGCCGGAGAACGCAAGCAGCGAGGAAAUUCUGCCAAUCGAGUUCUUGACGGCCUACAUCACCUACGCCAAGACUCGGGUGCACCCAGUGCUCACUCCUGCUGCAGGCAAAGCGCUAUCCGACGCAUAUGUCAAUAUGCGCAAACUGGGAGACGACAUCCGGUCGGCGGACCGCCGUAUCACGGCCACGACCCGUCAAUUGGAAUCGAUGAUUCGUCUGUCCGAGGCUCACGCGCGGAUGCGCUUGUCGACCGAAGUGACGGCGGACGAUGUGGAGGAGGCCGUGCGUUUGAUCCGGUCGGCCAUCAAGCAAGCGGCAACGGACGCUCGCACCGGUCUGAUCGACAUGGGUCUCCUAACCGAGGGCACCAGCGCCAGCGAGCGUCGCAACCGUGAAGCGCUCAAGCGUGGCGUGCUUGCCGUGGUGGAUGAGGUGGCCGGUCCCACCGGCGGCGCCCGCUGGGCCGACGUAUACCGGGUCCUGAAUGAGCAGAGCAGCGCCGGCGUGGAUAGCGCGCAGUUCAACGAUGCUGUGCGUGCGUUGGAGACCGAGGGGGCGAUCAAUAGUAGGUUCGGGGAACAUCUCCGAUCAUCUAUGAUCAAGGAGUACUACUGGUACUAUAUCGCCUAUGAGGAACUCAAGAAAGCCUUGAGGACUGAAUACGUCACUGAACCGACCCCCGAAAAUGCCAACCCCGAUCGCCAGCCCUGGUCGGAAGACGACGAGAAGCAAUUCGUGACGCUGCUGGAGAGCGAAUUGGACAAGGUCUUCAACUUCCAGCGGAUAAAGAGCGCCGAGAUUGCUCGCCGCAUCCAGGCCAGCGAGCAGGAGGUGAACGAUGUCGUGUCGCGCCUCGAGAGUGCCACCAGCGCCCGUUCCGACAGUGUCUCCAAUGCCCGCUCCAGCCGGACUGCGCCCUCGGACGAGGAUUUCUUGGUGCUCGAGCAGGCCUUGAGUGACAUUAUCGCCGACGUGCAUGAUCUGGCCAAGUUCACGCAACUGAACUAUACCGGGUUUCAGAAGAUUAUCAAGAAGCAUGAUAAACAAACCGGGUGGCAUCUGAAGCCCGCCUUUGCUGCGCGCCUCAACGCCAAGCCAUUCUUCAAUGAUAACUAUGAUGCGCUGGUCGUCAAAUUGUCUAAGCUCUAUGAUCUCGUGCGGACCAAGGGUAACCCCGUUAAGGGCGACUCGGCGGCCGGUGGCAGCCAGCAGAACUUUGUCCGUCAGACAACCAAGUAUUGGGUGCACCCAGACAACAUCACGGAGCUAAAAUUGAUUAUUCUCAAGCACCUUCCCGUUCUGGUCUUCAACCCGAGCAAAGAGUUCGAAGAGAAGGACGCUGCCAUUUCUUCGAUCUACUACGACAACACCGAUACCUGGGAGCUCUAUCAAGGGCGAUUGAAGAAGACGGAAGGUGCAGAAGCUAUCCGACUGCGUUGGUACGGUGGCAUGGAGAGCGAUCAGAUUUUCGUGGAACGCAAGACCCACCGGGAGGACUGGACUGGAGAGAAGUCGGUCAAGGCUCGAUUCUCCCUGAAAGAGAAGCAUGUCAACGACUAUCUGGCUGGCCGUUUGACGGUAGAGUCGAUUUUCGAAAAGAUGCGCAGAGAAGGCAAGAAGAGCGAGGAGGAAAUUUCCAACCUCGAGCAACUGGCGCGGGAAAUCCAGUACCGAGCCAUUACGCGACGAUUGGUGCCAGUCACUCGCUCGUUCUACCACCGCACAGCUUUCCAGCUUCCCGGAGACGCCCGCGUGCGUAUCUCCCUCGAUACUGAAUUGACGAUGGUGCGGGAGGAUAACCUCGAUGGUCGCCGCAGAGCUGGGAACAACUGGCGUCGCAUGGAUAUCGGCGUAGAUUAUCCGUUCUCACAAUUACCCCCGGAGGACGUGGAACGAUUUCCCUAUGCUGUUCUGGAAGUUAAGCUUCAGACCCAGGCGGGCCAAGAGCCACCCAAGUGGAUCAGAGAGCUGACAGCUAGCCAUCUGGUGGAAGCUGUGCCCAAGUACAGUAAAUUCAUCCACGGCACGGCCACGCUCUUCCCCGACCGCAUCAAUCUCCUUCCAUUCUGGAUGCCGCAGAUGGACGUCGACAUUCGCAAGCCAGCCACCCGUGCAUUCGGUAUCCAGCGUCCGCCGCCCAGUACGUCAUUGUCCGCGGCAGAAACCCCGGAGGAUGAGAUCUCCGACGACGAGGAUGACAACACGGCCCAGUGGCCUAAUGGUAUGCAUCGGGGCGAGGCCACCGAUGCUGACCACUAUGCGCUCUUCGCAGAUGAUGAUGGUAAUGCGCUGGACAUUGAGGAACGCAUCGCCGCUCAGCCCCUCCCCGGGGACGAGGACUACCCGUUAUAUGACUCGGACCAGGAAUCCUCGAUCGACUCGGAUGAAUUGGAAGAAGCUCGUCGGGUCGGAGGCACAUACUACUACAAGCAGUUGGCUAAAUACUACACCGACCACGCCGGAUCUGCGUUGAUCCAUCUCCUCAAGGCCCUCAUCCCCCGGCCUACACCCACCAGCCUCCCAGCACCGGAGCAAAGCGGCAUUGCCGUCAUCGGCAACAAGCGGACCGUCAAGCGAUUCCACGCGCCCAAGGGCAAACGCAUCCACGUCCCCGUCCGCGUCGAACCCAAGGUCUACUUCGCCGCCGAGCGCACCUUCCUCUCCUGGCUCGAAUUCUCCAUCCUCCUCGCCACCAUCGCCGCCACCCUCCUCAACUUCGGCGACGACUACAUCACCUUCGCCUCCUCAUGGGCCUUCACCAUCCUCGCCUCCAUGUCCCUGAUCUACAGCCUGAUGCUCUACAUCUGGCGCGUCGACAAGAUCCGCAAGCGCCGCGACGUCAAGCGCGUCUAUUACGAGAAAUGGGGCCCCACCGUCGUCGGCCUGGGUCUCGUCGCCAUCGUCAUGGUCAAUUUUGGUUUGCGUGUCCGACAGAAUGGCUUUUUGGCGCGUGAUGGCGCCGGCCAUGACCUCGAUGCCCCUCAUGGCGGGGAGUUGUAAGGUCCAUGAUUUCCUUUGUGUGCUUUCAUUCAGUAGUUUAUAUCUCUGUCUCUACUGCGUAAGGAAUGAUGAUGAUGGAUGGAGGUUAUAUAUUCAUGAUAUGUAGUUACGGCGAAGUCUUUGGUUCAGCUUUGAGUCUGUGUUUGUGUUUCGGGUUGGCUCCCUGUUUUCUUGGCCGAAAUGACGAAACAAAAAGCAUUUGUUGAUUAUGAGCGCCUGCGGUGGAUUGUAUAAAUGUCGAUGGAAUGAGAUGAAUUGGUUCAUCGUGAUGGUUGUUGUUUGUCUGUCUGUCUGUUGUUGUUGUUGUUGUUGAUACCAUACUAUACUAUACCACUGCGGUGAUGAUAAAUUGAUUCGAG
Messenger RNA from Aspergillus homomorphus CBS 101889, 6023 nucleotides. RefSeq names its product vacuolar transporter chaperone 4. Gene Ontology annotation, cellular component: vacuolar transporter chaperone complex; MCM complex; fungal-type vacuole membrane. The transcript is spliced from 10 exons. Gene Ontology annotation, molecular function: ATP binding; DNA binding; DNA helicase activity. Bases 208 to 5664 code for a protein of 1818 amino acids. Gene Ontology annotation, biological process: DNA replication initiation; polyphosphate metabolic process; vacuolar transport. The record is from RefSeq and is a predicted model, not a curated record. Lineage: Eukaryota; Fungi; Ascomycota; Eurotiomycetes; Eurotiales; Aspergillaceae.